This is a messenger RNA of Pocillopora meandrina, 7891 nucleotides long. Lineage: Eukaryota; Metazoa; Cnidaria; Anthozoa; Scleractinia; Pocilloporidae. The record is from the annotation of a GenBank genome assembly.
UUGUUGAAUAUCCUUGCCGUUCGACAAAGUGGCGAUGGAACAAACAUCACUUGUGGCAACUGUAACAAGACCAGCUCCAAUGUCCAUUACUGCUUUGAUUGUGCUCGAUUUAUGUGCCCUGAAUGUCUGAACGCACAUAAAAUUAUGCGCGACGCAUUCGAAGGACACAAAGUCAUGCCUGUUAAAGACUUCCAAGAUCAAGAUUACGAAGCUUUGUUAAAGCGACAGCCCUUUUGCACCAAGAAGUACCACGAGCGAGAGAUCACGAGAUUUUACUGCCUCCAGUGUCAAUGUUGUGUUUGCCAUCUUUGCAUCGUCACGGAACAUAAAAGCCAUGAGGUUAUUUUACUUGACGAAGCAGCUGACAACGAGAAAGGAAAUAUCAUGGCAGAUGUUUUAAUGAGCCGAACGAGGGAAAACGAUUUGAAGGAAACGAUUCGACAGUUUCACCACACAGCUUCCAAGCUGCGAGACAAUGCUCAACUCGCUAAACGCGGAGUUUCUCAAGAAGCCGAGCAGAAGAUCGCAGAGAUUCGAGAGCGCGAGCGACAAGCCAUUGAAUCAAUCGAGACAACGUACGUGACGAGACUCCAAAAAAUCAACUCGACUCGACAGGCAGUAGAAUCUCUGAUGAAACAAAACAAUAAAGUCGCCGACUUUGCCGAAAACUUGGUGCAGAAAAGCUCGAGCUGUGAUAUCAUGCAAAACAAGCACAAUUUGAAACAGAGAUUUGAGGAGCUUCGAGAAAUCCAAGCUGCACAACACCAUCAGACCUCGUUCAUCAAGUUUUACCCCACUCCUGCUGUGGGCUUCAACUUGGGGGACAUCGCCACCGAAAACAUAGCAGACGCAAGUUGGUCCACUCUAGAGGGACUGGAUCAAACUUUUCAGGCUGGUUUAGAGGCAAAGUUUAUUUUAUGCCCCAAAACACCUGAUGGAGAAAUAAGUAACCAGCCUGAUCUCAAACAGCAAAUUGAAGUUCUCAUACAACCAGCCAAAGAUGUCACACAAGUCACUGUUUGCAACACAGACAACGGGAGAUUCGAGGUAAAAUUUAUACCCAUAGUACCCGGUGCUUACAGCAUUGAAAUGAAGAUUAAUGGAGAUACACUCGCCAACUCUCCGUUCACUGUGGCGGUGAAGGAGCGUGAACUUAUCGUGGUCGGUGAGUUGGAUCUGGAUUUAUUAGAAGGAGAGCAGGUCGGCCAUCUAUUUGGAAUCGCGGUAAAUGCGAUAGGGAAUAUUGCGGUAACUGACAUUUGUAAAAACUGUGUUUACAUAUUCGAUAAAAAUGGUAAAUGUCUGAGAAAAAUUGGAGUUAAAGGGCAAUUUAAAGACCCAUGUGGCGUGACAUAUUUGAACGAUGACGAGAUUCUAAUUACAGACACAGUUAACAGCAGAAUACAACAAAUUAAUAUCCAGACAGGAACUGUUGUGAAAAACUUUAGGAAAAGCAAGCGUAGGAAAGGUUUAUCGCCCAUUGAUGUUUGUUUGGAUAAAGAACGUCGCAUUGUUGUAACCGAGUUUUCGAUUGGUAGCAUACAGGUGAUGUCACGUGAGGGAGAGACUAUUUCUAUCUUUGGAAACAUCGGCCCAGAAAAAUUAAAUAACCCAAAGAGCUGUUUGCCUUACAAAAACAACUUUUUCGUCUCCGAUAGCGGAGAUCAAUGCAUCAAGGCUUUCGACAAUUCCGGAACAUUCUUACACAAGUUUGGCAAACUAGGGAAUCAAGAUGGACAAUUUAACUACCCGAAUGGUUUGCUUAUCGACAGCUCCAAUAAUCUUCUGGUAUGUGAUCAGAACAAUAAUCGAGUUCAGCAGUUUUCUCUGGACGGUCGCUUCACCGGUAAAAGUAUCACUCAUUUACCUUAUCCUCGUGGAAUAGCAGCAACACCAGAUGGACGUAUUCUCGUGACUACCCUUACAAAAAUUUCCAUAUUAAAGUAACUGUUUCAAUAGACACUUAUUUACUUCGCAAUUUGUACUCUACUUCUAAUGGCCCGAACUGUUUCUUUGCUAAUGUGCAAUAAUCGGAGACUGGAAUUUGUAAGUUAAUUCUUCAUCUCAAAGAAGCUUUGUCAAAUAAAACUGAACUAAUUAGCUUUCGGAUUUCAAAUUUGGUUUACUGGUGGCGUUUAUGCAUAUUCGCAAUUAUGUAGCACAUGUAAAUAUUAAAGGAUUCUGAUUGUCAAAGAAUAUUUUGCAUUUGAUACGUCGCGCUAAAUACAUUAUUUUCUUUCGAUAACUUGGCAGUAUUUGCAUAUUUAUUGCUUUCUGCUAUUAGAAAGGGCGACACGUGUUAGGUGCUGAAAUAGAAGAGUACUAUGUGACAUCCAGCUCUUGUUAAGCCUCGCUCCCGGAAAAAAAAAAACAAAAAAAAACCAAACCCUUUUUGACUUUGCGAGGUUGAAGGAUAACUUUUUGAAGUUCUUAUUGUCUUAUUACUUGAAGGCGCCUGUAAGACUGUUCUUAAUUGUUCUUCCCAUUGUUGCAGUGAAAAAGAGGAAAUAGGAAGAGGAUGUUUCUGAGACAUCAAAAUCUGCCUUUAUUUGGCAGAUGGUCAUUGCAAAAAUAAAUUCUAAUGGACCAAAAUAUAUUCAACAAAUAAAGAAGCCUUGACUGUGCUCUGUUCUAUAGUAAAGCAACUCGGCUAGCAAGAGGUAUCAAUAUCGAGCGUUUCUUAUUAGCCAUGCUCUAACUCUUGAGAGUGAAUGACCAUUUCCAACGUUCUCAACGAUGAAUGCAGUUAUGAGUACUGUUUAACAAUUUCGCUACCCCAAAUUCUGCAAUCUGAUCGGCUACGCUACUCGUUAUCUAAUCCUUGAUAGACGGUGAGUAAAGUGACAAGGCUUAAAAAGCUCUUGUAUCUUACAACCGCAAUCAUAUUGCAGGAUUUAUGAUAAACCACUGAUAGAUUUAAAUAAAUACUGUUUGCCCUCUGACGAAGGGCUAACGUUCGAAUCACUACUUACUAUUUCUGUGUUACCUUGCGUUGCUACUGCUGUGAUCUGCUUGACUCUUUCCAGGUCAACCUUGAUCCACUGUAGAUCCCUGCUGGAAGCACAGCACGCUCUGAUUUGCUUGCGAUCCUGAUCAUCCUCAAAAUACAAACGUGCAUUACUUGCACUGGCUACGCAACCACCACCUUGAUAUACAGACAUAAGAUUGGUCAACCUGUGGGUGUGGUAGAUCUUUUAAGCUAACGAACAUACUCAAAUAAUGUGAUGCCCAUCAGAGAUGAAUGCCAAUAAGAAUGUGAAUUUCUAUCUGAACAAGCAUGAAAAUGAGACGCUCAUGUUAUAGAGAAUUAUUCGUUUCAGUACAUUUUGUAAAUGAGGUUGAAUAAAGAUAAAAGGAUUGGAAAAGGGAAAUUAAGAUAGAAAAUUUGACAAUACUGAGUUGUGUUUGAUUUUGGUUCGAUGGAGCGAUGUAAAAUUUUACAAAAAUCAUAGUUCGAGAUGUUUUGGUUUUUGUUCCUAUUUCGAUCCUUGCCAUGUAAAUAGAAUUGCCGGUAACCAAGAGAUUAUAAGCAGUUUAUAUUCUCGUGCUGGUAACAAAGUACUAAAAGAGAAAUGAAAAUGCAUACCUGGGGCCAUUCUGAUGAGGCACUGAAGGCGCUGUUUGGGAGUUUGUAAUCAAAACUAAGACCAAGAGAACUUGCGCAAGAUCCUGGCAAAGGUAAAACAGCAAAUUAAGUCCUGACUUUUUUUAAAAAGAAACAGUACUGGGUUACUGUGCGUUAUUGAACAAAAAUCGUUCUCAAAAUGUGGAGAACUGUCUAGCCUUAGGGCCUCUUAUCGUCAAUUCGGUUUUCAUCACCAGCAAGGGUGCUAAGAUGUACCUUUUCUACGAACCCGUUUUGCCAGUUUGCACAAGCAUGAGGUUUUCCCUUUCACUCCCAAGAUCUAAAUAUAAAUUCUAUUUACUGCCUUCUAUACGUUUUUGAGUCACGUUGGCUGUAAGAGUUUGUUGUUAAAUCAAACAAUUUUCCCUACUUGGUAUUUUCCAUUCUUUUCACCACUUUCCUGCCCGAAAAUAUAUUAAUGUCGUAUGGCCCUUGACGAUAGAUUGUCUAUGAAGCUACGACUUCGCCCAAUUUCAACCUUUUAACUCCCAGGAGUGACCAAGACAGAAUUUCUCCCUACAAUAUCAAUAUAAUAUCAAGCAGACGAGCGAUGAGAACAAUCUCCUUUCCUUGAUAACUUUAACACAACUUUCAUUCUUGUUGAGUGUCAUUUUAUGCCAUAACCCGUUUCCAGGCCUGGUUUGAAUAACAUACCGUCUCUACUCGAUUUAUAUCAUCCUUUUCAUUCGACUGCUUUAAAAUCGUCGCAUCCUUUGAUUCAAUGAGCAAACAACAAAAUUUUAUUUUUUAUCCGCGUUAGUAUGAAAGAUCAAGUUUCCAACAGUUGUAUAUAUUUGAGGAUAGACCGUGGGGAGGUUUAGGCGCGUAAAAGAUAGGAAAGAAAAAUAAAUAUUGAAAAUCUCUAAAUGCUUUAAGAAUUCGCUGAUUAAUAAUAGAAAAUACUAUUUCGAAGUACCUCUACAUACCCAGACAGACCAACACGAAAUGAGAAAAAACUAAGAGUUAGUUACUUUUUAAAAUUGGAAACAUCGGUUGACUCUUGGGCGAUGUUCCCAUAUGAUAUGUAAAGACGUCUUUCCUUUUUCUGUAUAAUUUUGACACCAGAAAUAUUGAACCCGUGAACAGUGAAUUGAACUUGGCUGACUCACUCAUCAACUUUCUUUCAUUUUAAGGAAUUGAUCUUAUAGCUAGUGUCAAAUAACAAUAAACCGUUCCUUCCAAAUAGUCAACAUUCAGUUUUAAAAUAGCCUGAAUUCAACCUUCCACCAUCGAAAGCCAUAUUGCUCGAAUGAAUGAGCGCCGCACUGAGAGUAAUCCCUUCUCACCUGCGCGACGUUCCGCCUCAUCCCAGAGGAGGGGGAGUGGGGGAUGUUUGUAAGAACCCUGCAGACCAUUUUUUUAGACCAAUAAAUCUGAAAAAAGAAGAGUUUGUUUUCCUACUUGCCGACGGCAAUAUCUAAAAGUGAAGGCUUACUAAUAGCUCCAGUGAAUAAACUAUCUUAGAUAAAAUACUCUCCAUGACCGUGACGAUAGAAGACGAUACCCAAUCAACUUCACUUUCAAACUCAAAUUAGCUUCAGUUUUAUUGGUCAGGACUCAGUUAUAUAAAGGGUGGAUAACACUAUUAAACUGAUAAAUCGCUAUCCAGCGGAUAAGUGAUAGCCCAGUUUCUAAAAUAUAAUUAGUUUCAAUUCAGAAGGUCACUCGGCUACAUCCUGUUUGUCUCGGAAUUUUACACGGUUUGCUGUGAGCGUUUAGAAAAACACGCAAAAGUGAGUCAAAAACAAGGAAAAUUUCGACGCCCCGAGUGUCAGACAGAAAUGUAUAUACCAAAAGGAAAUUGUUUCGAAGCGUUGCCUAAAUCGAGGGCGGACUACAAUGACCACUGAAUGCAUCAUUCUUAAAUGUUUAAAACAUAAUCAACCCUUUAACCCCUAAAAGUGACCAGCAUCUAAUUUCUCUUUAUAGUAUCACCCCUAAAUAAGACAUUAAGAUUAUGAGAAUAUUGAAAAGAAGAAUAUUCAAAAAGCAGAGGAGCUCUUGAUUGUUAAGCAAAAUCUCCUUGUUAGCGCCUUAGGAAAUGUAUAAAAAACAGUAUGGAGAAUAUGCAUACUGAUCUUAGGGUGUAAAGGGUUAAUGAAAUGAAUCAGCUUAAAUCCAAAAUAACGUAAGCGAGAAAUUGCUUCAAAGCGUUGCCUUAAUCAAAGGCGGACUACAAUGAACACUGAAUGCAUCACUCACAUGUUUCAAACAUAAUUAAGAAACAGAUCACCUUAAAUCCACGCGUCAAUUUUUGACCUGACAACGUAAGCGAGAAAUCAGUAAUGUGUGAAAACAUGCAGACAAUCAAAACGAAAAAGAAAUCUAAUCGGCCAUGAUCUUCUACAAAAAAAGACUGACUGCGUGAUGAUGCCCCAGUUUCUAAAUAUAUUUAGCUUCAGUUCACAAGGUCAAUCAGUUACAUCCUGUUUUUCUCGGAACUUCAAACAAUAGCUUUUUCAGAGUGCGUUUACAAGCAAUCAUCUCGUAUGUUUACAAUGGAGUCCUUCAUGAGAAACCUCACGAAACAAGUUACUUGCUCAAUUUGUCUCGAGACCUUCAAAGAACCGAAAAUUAUAUCGUGUUUUCACACGUUCUGCUGUGAGUGUUUGGAAAAACACGCAAGAGUGAGCCAAAGACAUGGAAAAUUCCAAUGCCCCGAGUGUCAGGCAGAACUCCUCUUACCAGAAGGAAAUCGCUUCGAAGCGUUGCCAACCAGUUUUUUUCACAACAGUUUGUUGAAUAUCCUUGCCGUUCGACAAAGUGGCGAUGGAAAAAAACAUCACUUGUGGCAACUGUAAGAGGACCAGCUCCAAUGUCCAUUACUGCUUCGACUGUGCUCGAUUUAUGUGCUCCGAAUGUCUGAACGCACACGAAAUUAUGCGCGACGCAUUCGAAGGACACAAAGUCAUGUCUGUUACAGACUUCCAAGAUCAAGAUUACGAGGCUUUGUUAAAGCGACAGCCCUUUUGCACCAAGAAGUACCACGAGAGAGAGAUGACGAGAUUUUACUGCCUUCAGUGUCAAUGUUGUGUCUGCCAUCUUUGCAUUGUGACGGAUCAUAAAAGCCAUGAAGUUAUUUUGCUCGACGAAGCGGCGGACAACGAGAAGGGAAACAUCAUGGCGGAUGCCGUAAUGAGCCGAACAAGGGAAAACGAUUUAAAGGCAACGAUUCGACAGUUUCACCACACAGCUUCCGAGCUGCGAGACAAUGCCCAACUCGCUAAACGAGGAGUCUCGCAAGCAGCAGAGCAGAAGAUCGCAGAGAUUCGAGAGCGCGAGCGACAAGCCAUUGAAUUAAUCGACACAACGUGCGUGACGAGACUCCAAAGAAUCAACUCGGCUCAGGAGGCUGUUGAAUCUCUGAUGAAACAAAACGACAAAGUCGCCGACUUUGCCGAAAACUUGGUACAGAAAAGCUCAAGCUGGGACAUCAUGCAAAACAGGCACAAUUUGAAACAGAGAUUUGAGGAGCUUCGAGGAAUCCAAGCUGCACAACACCAUCAGAACUCGUUCAUCAAGUUUUACCCCGCUCCUGCUGUGGGCUUCAACUUGGGCGACAUCGCCACCGAAGACAUAGCAGAUGCAAGUCGGUCCACUCUGGAGGGACUGGAUCAAACUCUUCAGGCUGGUUUAGAAGCAAAGUUCAUUUUAUGCCCCAAAACACCUGAUGGAGAAAUAAGUAACCAGCCUGAUCUCAAACAGCAAACUGAAGUUCUCAUACAACCAGACAAAGAUGUCACACAAAUCACUGUGUAUAACGCAGAAGACGGUAGAUUCGAGGUCAAAUUUAUACCCAAAGUACCCGGUGCUUACAGCAUUGAAGUGAAGAUUAAUGGAGAUACACUCGCCAACUCUCCGUUCACUCUGGCGGUGAACGAGCGUGAACUUACUGUGGUCGGUGAGUUGGAUCUGAAUUUAUUAGAAGGAGAACGGGUCGACAAUCUAUUUGGAAUCGCAGUAAAUACGAAAGGGAAUAUUGCCGUAACUGACUAUAUUAAAGACUGUAUUUACAUAUUCGAUAAAAAUGGUAAAUGUCUGAGAAAAAUUGAGGUUAAAGGACAAGUUAAUGGCCUACAUGGCGUGACAUAUUUGAACGAUGACGAGAUUUUGAUUGCAGACACAAAUAACGGCAGAAUACAACAAAUUAAUAUCCAAACGGGAACUGUUGUGAAAACUUUAGGAAAAGUAGGUGCAGGAAUUGGAGAGUUUUCUUUCCCAACUGGUGUUUGUUUGGAUGAAGAACGUCACAUUGUCGUAGCCGAC